GAAAGGGAAGUGGUUGUAGCCGUAGCCACAAGCAGAGUAGCGCCACCGCCACUCUCUGACUCCUCGAACCGGAGAAUUCUCUGGCAUCAGGGAUUACCAGAAACGAGUAGACACGUGGCAAUAGGAGAGAAGAGGAUGAUGAACAAGCAAUUUGACACGUGCGAGAUUGUGCAUAUUCCAGAGAAGGAACCGCAUGACCUUCAUAACCAACCCACUGAGUUUGUUUUUGCUUCAGCUAUUGACCCACAGAAUGCGAACCACAUUGUUAGGCGUCUGAAUCAAAUAGCACCGUUAGAAAAUCUCCGGCAUGUCAAACGAAUUCAGAAGAAAGUACUAGAAAGAGGACAAGUACAGUUAUCAGUGAUCUUGUGUGCAGCAUCUGAAGGUGACAAUCAAUUGGAUAGUGUGCCGCCUGCUCUCCAGGAAUUGAUUAGUUCCUUUCAGUUGAGUCCUUUUAUCACAAAAGUCUGCAAAUAUGCUGCAACAUCAAAAGAAGAGUGGCAAGAGCAAUGUAAAAUUUGGCCAACAUCAUAUCAUCCAAGGACUUAUAAUAUUGAUGGUAUUACUGGGUUUAGCGACGAAAACUCAGAAUGCAUUUUUAAGUUUAUGCAAUCAGCUAUGGAGUUGGCAACUUCUGAUGGCGUGGUAGUCAAUGCUGCAGUCAUAGUGGAUCCUUCAGCUAAGCAAAUAAUUUCAAGGGCACGCGAUCAGGUUUUUGCUUGGAGCACUAACAAAGAAAACAGUAGCAUCGACUCCAGUUGCAAUAGAAAGUCAGAAUUCUCUAGUUCUGAUGUUAUUUCCAAUAACUUUGCGACACAUGAGUCAUUUCAAGUAAAUGAAUCAAACAACCAACUCAAACAACCAUAUACAGGUGUUGCAUGUUUAUAUCCUUGGCAAUGGGCUAAGCAGCAAUUGCAUUCACAGAGUUCAUAUUAUUGCCACCCUUUGCGGCAUGCUGCCAUGGUGGCUGUAGAAUCAUCGGCUGCCAGGGAUAGAUAUAUUUUCCCCAGCGAGGAAAAUAAUGGAGAAAAACCUUUGGAACUGGAUCACGAGAAUCCUUCUUCUACUAGCUCUCCCGCAAAGAGACAGAAAACUGUUUGUACUACUGUUGAGAAUGAUGAUGAUCAAUUGAAAGCUCGAAAUCAGAGUUCCAAUCAGCUGUUAGAACGACCUUACUUGUGCACUGGAUAUGACAUCUAUCUUGUUUGGGAACCAUGCACAAUGUGUGCUAUGGCCCUAGUCCAUCAAAGAAUCAGGAGGAUAUUCUAUGCUUUCCCUAACCGGAACGCCGGCGCACUGGGAAGUGUUCACAGAUUACAAGGAGAGAAGAGUUUAAAUCAUCAUUAUGCUGUUUUCAGGGUUUUGUUACCUGAAGAAGCCCUCCAUAAAUGUCAUACUGAAGUCCCUCAGACAUAGAUCAUGUAAUGGAAUAGUGAAGACAUGAUUAUGACCUACCUUCAAAUUAUCAUGUUGUACGUCCUUUUUCCUGAGCAUUUUUUAAGGUUUUGAUCAUUGUUCUAUUUGAGAAUGAUUUAUUUGAGCUAAUUACCGUUCUGUUACACUCUCUGGACAUUUUGGUGUAGUGUAAAUUUUUGCAAAUGACAGCUUAAU
Messenger RNA from Arachis duranensis, 1611 nucleotides. Its product is annotated as tRNA-specific adenosine deaminase TAD3-like. Gene Ontology annotation, cellular component: cytoplasm; nucleus. The record is from RefSeq and is a predicted model, not a curated record. NCBI's taxonomy places the organism in Eukaryota, Viridiplantae, Streptophyta, Magnoliopsida, Fabales, Fabaceae. Gene Ontology annotation, biological process: tRNA wobble adenosine to inosine editing. The coding region runs from base 136 to 1416 and encodes 426 amino acids. Gene Ontology annotation, molecular function: tRNA-specific adenosine-34 deaminase activity. The transcript is spliced from 9 exons.